Gadus macrocephalus (Pacific cod) is the source of this 1206-nucleotide messenger RNA. RefSeq names its product mitochondrial assembly of ribosomal large subunit 1 (gene malsu1). The record is from RefSeq and is a predicted model, not a curated record. Gene Ontology annotation, biological process: negative regulation of translation; negative regulation of ribosome biogenesis. The transcript is spliced from 4 exons. Lineage: Eukaryota; Metazoa; Chordata; Actinopteri; Gadiformes; Gadidae. Gene Ontology annotation, cellular component: mitochondrion. Bases 66 to 761 code for a protein of 231 amino acids. Gene Ontology annotation, molecular function: ribosomal large subunit binding.
CACGAAAAUAAACGUAAAGGUCCUGCUCAUCGACGAACGAGGACCUCGGAAGGUAAACCUAAGUCAUGUUUACUCUUAACAGUUGCCGACAACUGUUAACUUCAGUGCUUGCUAAAGAUGUUGCGGAUGGAUACCUGAAAGUAGCAAAGUAUAGCUCUUUGACCCUCGGAGCGCGAUAUGGCACUAGGUUCAGUCACCGAAGUUGUGUUAAAAGGUCGAUUAAACAAUGUCACCUGCAUGCUGCUGCUGCUGCUGGUCGUAUGGUUCCAAAGAGACACUGCUCAGAGAUGAUGAUUGAACCAAAGAGGAGAGGGCUUCAAGAGAAGAAGGAGGAGGACAAUAGUCCUGCAGGCCACAGUAAUUUCAAUAUCGAUGUGAUUGUAUCUCUACUCCGUCAGGAAAACGCAGUGGACAUCUGCGUCAUCAAAAUACCAGAAGAGCUCAAUUAUUCAGACUACUUUAUAGUCGUUAGUGGUAUUUCACCGAGACAUCUGAGCGCAAUGGCCCAUUAUGCUAUUAAAGUGCAUAAAUAUAUGAAGAGUGAGUGUGAGCCCCACGCUAAACUGGAGGGAAAGGAGGCUGAAGACUGGAAGUGCAUUGACUUUGGUCGAAUGGUUCUUCACCUCAUGUUGCCGGAGACCAGGGAGGUUUAUGAACUGGAGAAGCUGUGGAGCCUUCGCUCCUUUGAUGAGCAGCUCAGGAGCCUGCCUGCUGAGACCCUACCAGAAGACUUUAUUUAUGGUUUAAAAGAGACCAAGUAAGGGCCAUGGACUGAAAUCAAAGGCACAUGACUAUACCUCAAAUGGUUUGAACUUCGUAAAAGUGUGAAUCAAAGUUUUAAGGUUUUAUUAUGUUGUGUAUAUUUUGAAUAUCUUAUACCUGUGCAUAGAGGAGCAAUAAACAUUUUUAAUUUUAAAACCUCAAAUGUUUUGUUAUAAUUGAGCCCCUUGAUUAAUUUAUUCUAAUAAUUUUGUUCUGCUUACAUUUACCUCAAUUUAUAAUACAUAUAUAAUUUCAAGUUUGGUUCAACAAUAAAUGUACACAUUCAUUCGUAUAUUUGAUAUAAAUUAUAUUGCAUCAAAUGCAAACAUUAUUGAUAUUGCUAUCUAUUGUGUAUAAUCAUCACUACCUUAAUACCCCUGCAACAUUUUAGAAUUUUUUAAUGGCUCACAUUUUUAUUAAUAUCUUAAUAAAGUAGCCUCCACA